This is a messenger RNA of Pyrus x bretschneideri (Chinese white pear), 765 nucleotides long. Its product is annotated as transmembrane protein 53-like. Bases 230 to 625 code for a protein of 131 amino acids. The transcript has 2 exons. Lineage: Eukaryota; Viridiplantae; Streptophyta; Magnoliopsida; Rosales; Rosaceae. The record is from RefSeq and is a predicted model, not a curated record.
UCCUGUGUGGCUCGUCAAGAGCUGUUUGGGUUUGUUGUGCAAAUUAUCUGUUUUUUGAGUUUUUCUGGGUUCCUGGUUUUUUCGUUACAAUCUUAGAUGAUUAGUGUUUGGAUGAGUAUGUUAUCUAAUUAUUGACCUUGUGUAGGUCUGGGCUUCUGGUUUUUCUGCAGCCUUUCUGAAAAAGCGUAGUGUAGCGGCAAAAGGAACCGUAGACUCAAAUGAGUCAGGGAUGGAUGCUUUGGUUGGCAGCAAUAUUGGAGUAGUGGCACCCAAACCUGCAGUAACUGAAGCAGCUUUGCUAGUAGUUUUGGAGAAGUUCUUUGGGGUGGUUUUGAAGCUUCCUACAGUGAACAGGAGGCUUUCUGAUGUGUUGAGCCUAUUGUCAGCGCGACAACCAAGUUGUCCGCAAUUGUAUAUCUACAGCUCUGCAGACAGGGCGAUUCCUGCCGGGUCGGUGGAAUCAUUUAUAAAGGAGCAAAGGAGGGCUGGACAUGGGGUAAGGGCUUGCAACUUUGUGUCGACGCCUCAUGUUGAUCAUUUCAGAAACGACCCGAAACUGUACAGUUGUGAGCUAACCCAGUUUCUGGAGGACUGCGUGCUUACUUGUUACAAACAGUUGCGUUGAUUGAUGUAAUGUUUUUAGUCGUGUGUUUACACAGCAUAUCUGAUUAAUUGAUUGGUGUAGAGGUUGUUGGAUGCAAGAGGGUUUUAGACCACUCAUUUUUCUGUCGAAGGUUGUUGACAUCACAUGUUACGGACAAAUAU